AUGGUUACCCCUUCCGUCGCACCGCAGCCACAGCGUCCAGUGCGCGGUGCCAGCCCCACAAGGCGAUUGAAGAAGCCCAAAACCGUGCUGGGCAGACUCAAGCACGUGUGGAAGUCGACCCAAGUGAGCCACCGAGGACAGUACUCCAUCGAGAGACUUCUUGCGUUGGGGGAAUACACGCAGCGCACUUCAAGACUUCGAGUGCUGCUCGUGUGUCUGGGUUCUCCGUUCCCCAUGACCGCCUUCGUUUUGCUGGUAGAAUGCGUACCGCUGCAAGACCCGAGCGUUGGGUGGAGAGAGAACUACGGUCUUUGGAUUCGCAGCGCUGUCAUCUGCGGCGUGAUCGCGGCCACGAUGCUCGUGGAGCUGAAGUAUUUGAUCGAGGGCGUCAAAGUCUCCAUACGACAGGCAGGUUUCGUGCUGGUUUGCGUGAUGGUGGUGGAUUCUACGCUGCUGAUGACCGCAGCGGCCUACUUGGUGUUCCCAAUCCCGUUCAUGAGUCUGUUGAUGGUGCCUCCGUUGCUCGCGAUUGUGGCGGUGGCGCUCCGAGUUUCGUUCGGAGGUGACGGGUUCAAGAAGAUGCAGGAGCACCCAGCGCAGUUGUACGGCUUCGUGCUCUUCAUCUUCGCUCAGGCGCUGACGCUGGUCGUCUACCCCAUCUACCAGGUGCUGUUUAGCGCCUCCGUGAACACGCACUUUGAGCUCAGCGUUAUGAUGCUGCUCCCGAUUGUCAAGAUGAUGGUCAAGAACAUUGUCGCGUCGAGCAUCUACUACAUGGAGGACAUGCUACCCGAGUCGGUCAUUUUCACUGUCGACUUCUUCAAUGCUGUCUAUGUGGCCACUUGCAUGCGCCAGGCUUCGUCGGUCUUUACGGUAGCGGCUAUCAUGUUCGUUGACGUGUUUCAUACUGUCUACGCUCUUCGGAGACUGCGCCAUACUGGGAUAGAGAUCAAACGGCGACUGAAUCAUGACUUGGGCAGCAAUAUUACUACCCUGGAUCUGUUGGAGGUUGGCUGCUCGUUGUGCCAGCACCGCGACAAGUUCGAGAGGCAGGAGCUCUCGCAGAUCCAAUUGCGUUCGUGUCUCCCUCAUACGCUCUCCUCGACUGGCAAAAGCACCAUCGCCCGGUUGGAGAAGUACCCACUCAAACCUCCUAUUAAAGCGCACCGACGACGCGCCUUUAGUACGAGUGCUGCAAGACAAAUUGCUACCAAGGCCUACGCAGUUUCGGUCAUGAACAGUAUCACCACCAAGACAUCGCAAAAAAGCACGGCCACGCGGACUCAAAGCGUCAUUUCGUCGUAUUCAGUACCCCCAUCACGGAUUCUCCAGCGAACGCUGGAAAUUAUGUUCAUGACGGAGUGUCUCGUUCUCACCGAGUACUUGGAGUCCUUCACACCAGCCUUCUACGUCAACUUCCUGCUCAUCAUGGUUCGACUCCCGAGCGCGCAGUACCACACAGAACUCGACGGCAUCACACAAGACAACGUGAUGGAUACGCUGCUGCCGGUCUUCUACUACGGACUACUCGAGCUUCUGUCAUUUUUGCUCCUCGUGUUUGCCAUUCGACGUACUAUUGGCAUGGAUGCACUGUAUCACCUAGCGUUCGUGUUGGAGACGCAGACGUCGUUGAUCCAGAGCAAACUGAUCGUGUGGAUGCUGCUGACGCUGACGUGUCGAGUGGUUCACUAUGGUGAGUUAGUGAGAGCUCUCCUUGACUAG
Molecule: messenger RNA, 1722 nt
Organism: Phytophthora sojae
Lineage: Eukaryota; Oomycota; Peronosporomycetes; Peronosporales; Peronosporaceae
Exons: 2
Coding region: 1-1722 (573 amino acids)
Source: RefSeq, a predicted model, not a curated record